AUGGGAGAAAUAUUCUCAACAUUUAUAAGACGUGAGAGCUCCUUCUCCCACACUUGGACGGCUUUGGAGCUCCUGCUGGUCGCCCUGACUUGCACCCUGUUGACUUGGUACUUGCAGUUUCUCUGGAGCAGAAGGAAACUCUACGAGUGUUCCAGGAAACUACCAGGACCAUUCGCUUUUCCUUUGGUGGGAUCAGCUCUACACUUCAUCGGCAGCCCAUACGACAUAUUUUCCAACAUUAUGAAGAUGUACAAUCAAUAUCCGGGCAUAUUCCGUGUCUGGUUCGGUCCUAGAUUGUUCUACGCCGUCUCCGAUCCCAAAUACUAUGAAAUAUUACUACCCCAUUGUUUGGCUAAGGAGAGGUGGUACAAAUACUCCGAAGCGGCUAUUGGUCAUGGAUUAUUCGCAGCCCCCUUGGACAAGUGGAAGAGGCACAGGAAAAUCAUAAUGCCGACUUUCAGCCAAAAAAUUCUAGAUGGGUUCGUGGAGAUUUUUUCGGAGCAGUCCGAGAUUUUGGUAGAGCAGAUGAGGAAGUUUGCAGGGGAAGGGGAGUUUGACAUAUUCGAUAUUAUGUCGAAAUGCACGUUAGAUAUCAUCUGCGAAACUGCAAUGGGGGUGAAAGUAAACACCCAAACUAGUGCCGAUACGUCACUUUCUACGUGCAUUGACAGAAUACUGGAAAAUAUUUUUCUCCGAGCUUUUGUGAUUUGGUACCACUACGACGCCAUUUUCAAUCUCACAGCUAGGUCCAAGGCAUAUAAAGCUUCUCUAAAAACCCUACAUGACUUCUCUGGCUCAGUGGUCAGGCAACGGAAACGAUUGUUUGACGAAUCUAGGAAAGCGAACAAACUGUAUUUCGAAGAAGACUCGAGGAAGAAAACGUUUUUGGAUCACUUAAUAGAGAUCACCAGCCAGGGAAACCAGUUUACUGAAAGGGAAUUGAGAGAUGAAGUCGACACCUUUAUCAUUGCUGGUUCCGAUACAACGGCUUCUACAAAUUCCUACGUCUUCCUCAUGCUAGGGCUCCACAAGGACCUACAGGAGAAAGUCUAUGAAGAGAUAAUCGAAGUGGUAGGUCCAAGUAGACCCGUGGAAAGAGAAGACUUGGUCAAACUCAAGUAUAUGGAUAGGUUCAUCAAAGAGACCCUCAGACUGUUCCCUGUGGCUGGUGUCAUCGUCAGGGCCAUCGAGGAAGACGUCGAUCUAGGUGACCACUUGAUCCCGGGAGGAACCUCUGUGAUCUUUGGGAUCCUGAGGACCCACACCAAUGAGAAAUAUUGGCCGGAGCCCUUCAAGUUCGAUCCGGACCGAUUCCUACCGGAAGAGGUCGCCAAAAGGCACCCUUGCACCUAUUUGCCCUUCUCCUAUGGCCCUAGGAACUGUCUAGGGAUCAAGUACGCUAUGAUGGCCAUGAAGACGCUUCUGGCGACGGUGUUGAGAAAGUUCAAGGUCAGCACGUCCUACGGGAGUAUCCAGGAUAUCAAGCUCAAGGCUAAUUUAGUCCUGAGACCCACAGACGGAUAUAAGGUGUCGUUAGAACUAAGGCAAUAG
Messenger RNA from Anoplophora glabripennis (Asian longhorned beetle), 1551 nucleotides. RefSeq names its product cytochrome P450 4C1-like. The transcript has 11 exons. NCBI's taxonomy places the organism in Eukaryota, Metazoa, Arthropoda, Insecta, Coleoptera, Cerambycidae. Bases 1 to 1551 code for a protein of 516 amino acids. The record is from RefSeq and is a predicted model, not a curated record. Gene Ontology annotation, molecular function: monooxygenase activity; heme binding; iron ion binding.